Molecule: messenger RNA, 4092 nt
Organism: Morone saxatilis (striped sea-bass)
Lineage: Eukaryota; Metazoa; Chordata; Actinopteri; Moronidae
Gene: itpkcb
Product: inositol-trisphosphate 3-kinase Cb
Exons: 7
Coding region: 154-2205 (683 amino acids)
Biological process (GO): inositol phosphate biosynthetic process
Cellular component (GO): nucleus; cytoplasm
Molecular function (GO): inositol tetrakisphosphate kinase activity; inositol-1,4,5-trisphosphate 3-kinase activity
Source: RefSeq, a predicted model, not a curated record
GAUCCCAGCAUGGAGCAAUGUAUGACUUCCCAGGCCUAAUGAAUGGAUGGUGUGACUAAUGGAUUUCUGUGAACUGUAGGAGUCACCAUAAGUGGUUUCAACCAGCUAACUGAGGGUGUGUCUGGGUCACUGGUUACUACUACGGCAUGCGGGAUGGGCCAAACUCGCUCGGAUCUAUCGCACACCGCCACCACGCCAGGCAGAGAGAAGUGGAAAGCAGGCGAGGCAGCCCGGCGACUCCGUAUCCGCAGAUUCAGGAGCGGGGAGAAGCGACGGAGUGAGCGGAUAAUCAGGAAUCCGAUGAAAAACAAAGUGCUGUCGUGUUUGGGAAGGAGAAAGCGAGACUCGAGUCAGACUGAGGCGGAUUUAAGUUGCGGAAACGAAGCGGGAGAUCCAGCGACGCGCCGCGAUCACAGAGUAGGAAAGUUGCCGAGGGACGAGGCAGCGUCGGCGGUCGGAGAACAGCGAGCAUCCCCGGGUUGUUUCCAGACACCGCCCGGCCCAGAUGGUAGCACCCAGGCUGUCAAACACGGUGUGAACCGAGAGGCAGCGGCCGGUCCGUCCGAUGCGUCAGGUUUGGAAACGCGGGCCGGUGAAGUCAGCAGUGCGGGAGGCGAGGAGCCGAAACCCGGGCGAGAGGACAAUGCCUCGGACCCCCCGGCGAGGGCCAUGGAAGAUCAGCCACUGGGGGGAAACAACCGCGUUGUGUCUGGGGUCGGGCAAUUAACUGGGGGUGGUGUGAGUGCAGCCCCGCUGCUCACCUCUGACCCGGACACCAAGCGGACUUUGUCCGGCUCGGAUCAACCUUUGGAUAGUGGACUGUGCGUGGCGGACCACACUGAGCCCGAAAUGACUAAAACUGACUGUAGUGCUGUUUCAUGUCCGCCCAAAGCGACCGGGGACCCAGACAUCUGCUGUCCGGUUGAACCAGAGCAGCCUCAGGCCCCUCAGGGGACCCCAGGAGGCCAAAGUUACCCAGGAACCAUACCGACACUCAUCAUAACAAGAGACCCCAGUCCGACCCGCUCUGUGGGGACACCGGCUCUGCCCACCGCCCGGACGGAGCUCAACGCCGGCUCGUGUCUGGACCCUCACCCGGAUGAUGAGUCUCCCUGCUCGGACAGCGGCUGCGGAGGGUCCCCUGCUCUGAUGCGCUCCCCCAGGAAGCUGUCCAACUCUUCCUCCAUCGGCCUGUCCUCCGCCUCGUCCUUCGAGGAGUCCGAGGACGACUUCACUGGGAGCGACAUCGAGUCCAGUCUGUCUCCGGCCCGGUCCCUGUGCAGCCCGGACGACGGUACAGGGAAUAAGUCCUGGCAGAAAUUGAAGACCAUGGUUCACUGGUCCCCUUUCGUCGUGUCCUUCAAGAAGCGUUACCCAUGGGUGCAGCUGGCUGGCCAUGCAGGUAACUUCCAGGCCGGGGAGUUCGGACGCUUAUUGAAGCGAUACUGUGAGUGUGAGCAGCAGUGCCUACAGAAGCUGAUGAAGGACACUCUGCGCCCCUAUGUGCCUGGUUAUUAUGGUGUCGUACAGAGAGACGAGCAGGACUAUAACCUGAUGGAUGACCUGCUGGCUGACUUCGACUCACCCUCCAUCAUGGACUGUAAGAUGGGCAGCAGGACGUACUUGGAGGAGGAGCUGAUGAAAGCCAGAGAGCGUCCACGUUUGCGUAAGGACAUGUAUGACAAGAUGGUGGCGGUGGACCCCGGAGCCCCCACAGAGCAGGAGAGGGCCCAGCAGGGAGUCCUGAAACCCAGAUACAUGCAGUGGAGGGAGACACUCAGCUCCACAGCCACCCUGGGCUUCCGCAUCGAAGGCAUUAAGAAGGCUGAUGGAACUUGUAACACCAACUUUAAGAAGACAAAACACAGGGAGCAGGUGAUGCAGGCCUUGGAGGACUUUGUAGGUGGCAACACUCAGAUUCUGAAACUCUACCUGCAGCGGUUGGAGGAACUUCGAUCAGUCCUGGAGCAGUCAAACUUCUUCAGGACACACGAGGUCGUGGGCAGCUCGCUGCUGUUUGUGCACGACGCCUCGGGGAAGGCCAGAGUGUGGAUGAUCGACUUUGGAAAGACGGUUCCCCUGUCGACCCCUCGGACCCUGGACCACAGGACUCCCUGGGUGGAGGGCAACAGGGAGGACGGCUACCUGUGGGGACUGGACAACCUCAUAGACAUCUUUAGCAGUAUGCUCCCGCAGACGCCUUGAGAGGGAGACUCAGAAGACUGCAGUGAAACAGUAGUCUGAGUCCAGAUGGUGGAAGGGAUUCAAAAUUGGGAGAAAACACAAACUGACAGAGGAAGCAUCAGAAGAGGGCCCCCAGUUUGAUGACUUUUCAUGACCCGCGCCAUGAUCUAAGUGUCUUUAUCCAACUGCACCUGUGUGAGAAGAAGGUAAAGACAAUCCUGGGAUUUCUAUUGCAAUGUGGAAAAUGCCAAAGGCCGACAUCACGCAUUAUGCUCCAUUACUUGGGUACAGAUGACCUGCGAUGGGUUGAGGCAAAAAGUAGAAAGAGGGAGAAUUUAAAUUCAGAACUGUAACUUUUGUCACAUGGACUGUGGCUUGUUUUAAGAGGAUACAGUCAGUUAUUCCUGCAAAGGUAUUUAACAUUGCUCAUCUCCCUCCUCAACGUCUCCCUCUGUUGGUCAGAGUAGCUCUUUGCACUCACAUGACCCAGAGGUAUAUGAAACCCUUUUAAACAGCCAUUGAGGAGCAUUGGGUAAAGGGAGAUUUAUUUUUGUCAUGGACCACUUUUGAUGUCACAGCAACACUAAAACACUGGUCAGACCACGUGUUAACUAACUCAGUGUGUAAAUACAAGUUUAUUUAAUGUUUUUUUUGGCCUUGAUAUAACCUCCUUUACCUUGUUUGUACAAUUUCUGUGCCUCGCAUUUUUAAAGAAAAAGCUGUUUGAUCAUUCCAGUGUAGUGGACUCGUGCUAUUUUUCUUCCAAAAAGUUCACCCAAGUGUAAACUGAUUUGCAUCUAAUCCCAAAAUUUAACUUCAAGUAGAAAGUGUUUUCUAAAUUUGGAUUUUUGUAUGAUAAUGCAGUGAAGUUUGUUUCUUUAUUUUUUCAUUUAACUGUACAGUAAGCAGCUUGGCAGCCAUGUUUGUCUGGAAUUUGUUGCACUAUAGAUCCUCACAAAGCCAUUGAACAAAUCAAGCAGUGCCUCUGUGUCUUAAGAUGGGAAGCAGCAGUCAAGUACUGGGUUUACAGAUGCAGACAUUUAGAAGUUCAACAUGAAUUCAAUUUGCUGUUCUCACUUCAUUCUCUUUGAUCAGUGUUGCUUUGGAUUAGCAGGGAGUUUUACAGUGAAUCAGUGGUGUCAAGGGUGAAAUGAAACUGGAUUUACCUGAUUAAACUGAUCAGUCUGUAAAGCCUUUGGUAAGGUUUUACGUAUGUAUCAACUCACACAACUGGAAAUUUUGUGUAUGAAUCUUAAGCUUCAAGGGGUGACAAAUAAUUGAACACGAGAAUAUUGCUUUUAAAACACGAGGAUGCUGCAGUAAACCUUAUUUAGCUACACUAAAUACAGUGGAGGUUUCCAGGAACAUUGCGAGUUUUCAAAGAAAAAGCAUUGUUAUAUUUAGACAUUAAGUCAGUGCUUAUGACCGUAUCUGUCAUCUGCAUUCGGGGAACUUGGCAGGUUGGUAUACAUAAGAGUCUUGAUUCUUCCUGUCAUGCCUCAACAGUGUCACACAGCACUGUUUGGGUGUGUGUGUGCGUAGGCGGUUCACUCAGCACACACAUUUUCUAUAGGAGAGCUGCAGAUCUCUGACUUCAUCAUACUGGAAUUCAAAUUCAGGCAUGCAGUUUUCUUUCAUUUCUGAAAAGUAAACCUACUGGGAGACAGGAAUAAUAGUGUUUACAAAGUAUUAUAUUUCAUUUCCCACAAAUCCUUUAUAUUUGUAAAAUGGCAAACUAUCAGGUUUUCAAACUGGGUGCUGCUUUGUAAGUAAGAAAACUGGAUUCAUAACCACAUUUUGUAUUUUUAAAAGGCAGUGUAUUUUAAAGUUGCAAAACACAGACUGGUGAAAAAUUUACUAAUUCCCUGCUUUGUCCAGGUCAUGGAUUGCAAUAAACUGGAAAUAAGA